This is a messenger RNA of Dreissena polymorpha, 2947 nucleotides long. RefSeq names its product caspase-3-like. The transcript has 5 exons. Lineage: Eukaryota; Metazoa; Mollusca; Bivalvia; Myida; Dreissenidae. The record is from RefSeq and is a predicted model, not a curated record. Bases 441 to 1445 code for a protein of 334 amino acids. Gene Ontology annotation, cellular component: cytoplasm. Gene Ontology annotation, biological process: proteolysis; apoptotic process.
GUGUCUCUCCGAUUGCGUCAAUAAUGUCAGCUCUUUUUAACUGUCACAGCACGGACUGUAUAAAUUGAGCGCUGUCGGUGUGGAAUUUAGACGCAAACUCAGCCAUUCCGUGAGACAUUGAUUGUGGGGGAAGCAGAUAAUGAGGAAUAUAGCAGGACAUAAAAACAGAUUUUGUCGCUAAAGAUUUGCGUAUUGGGGAAUAAUCAAAAUAAUGAGAAUUUGGCAAUACGUUUGUUCCGAUUUAAGGCAUUGCAAAGUGUUAAGCGUUUUUAUCCAGUAGUGCUUAUAUCGAAUUAGUUUGUGUGUGAAGGAGAUAAACGUAAUCACAUGACCAUAUAUCGGUACUUCAAAUUGGUACUGUAAGCGAGAAAGAUAUAGUAAUAUAAAUAAACGUAUAUAUUUUUUUAUAAACUUUGAAUAUAACAUAUUUGUUGGUGAACAUGGAAAGGGAAUAUCCAUCUAGUUCUGAACUAAGUGCAGAUUGGCAAGGUUCACAGGCCUCGUUAAAGACUGACGGGAUCAGUUUCCAUGGUUCCCAACAAAGUCUCCACCAGUCAACGGCCUCUCCGCGUCUCAGUCCCGUCUCGAAUGACUCGAACUCGCCAUACCUGUUGAGGAAAGUCAGUGCCGACAGAGAAAAACAUGUGCGACCCGGAGCGCCCUCGGAGCCGAACGAAUACAACUUCAAUUACAGACGACGUGGAGUGUUCCUCAUUUUUAACAACAAAACAUUCCACGAGUCCACGGGACAGGUGGAGCGCGAGGGCACGGACGUGGACGCUGAACGUCUCGAGGAGCGCUUCCAGGACACGGGCUUUGAAGUACGUCGUUACGAUGACGUCACGUGCGCAAGAAUGACCAAACUGAUGCACGAAGUUGCCACUGCGGAUCAUUCUGACUGCGACUGUUUCGGCUGCGCCGUGCUCAGCUACGGUCGGGAGGGAUACGUGUACGCAACAGACCGCCUGGUUCCCUUGGAAACGCUCACCUGGCCCUUCAAAGGGGACAAGUGCCCAUCUCUUGUGGGGAAGCCAAAACUGUUCUUUAUACAGGCAUGUACGGACAGACGAUCCGAAACGGGCUGCAGUCCCCAGCGGGACCUCUCACCCAUACGUCGAGGCCUUGACGUGCACGGCGGAUGCCGUAGACUGCCGGUAGAAGCGGACUUCUUGUUUUCGUAUUCCACAGUCCCAGGUUACUACUCAUGGCGGAACAACCAGGAUGGCACGUGGUUCAUCCAGGCUCUGUGCAUUGUCCUGGAAAACUAUGGCAACAAGAUGGAGCUGAUGCACAUGUUGACUCAGGUGAAUAGAAUGGUUGCCUACGAGUUCGAAUCAUGUUCCGACGAGGAAUUCACAGAAUCCGCCAAGCAGAUGCCUUCUAUUGUCUCCAUGCUCACUCGAUAUGUUUACUUCCGACCAAAGAAAUUGGACCUUAAAGGCUAACACAACGCAAGCUUGUGUAUAAAAUCGAAAACUGUUCGAUUAUGCUGAUGUACAAUGUUUAUUUUAUUUUCGAUGUUGAUAUAGCACAUUUAUCUUACUUGUAGGACAAUUCUUCUUUAUUAUUGUUUUUGCAUUGCACUUAUCCAUUAAUGAUAUUUAGUAUUUAAAAAUUCAAAAUCGCACAAAACAUUUAUCGUUUUAUAUGGAUGUAAAUCUUAAUAUUUUUAAUAGAUACACAAUUUAUGCAUAUUCUGUCCAUAUGCAAACAUAAAAAAAUGAUCAUAAGCACUGCAUAAGUUCACAAACUGAAUGCAGUUAAGUAACAUCUAUCUGCAAUAGAAUUGACAUUCAAACUGGCCCAAUGCUAUGUGAAUUUAAGGUCGUAGCGAUAGAAAAUAUAAAACGAAAAAUCACGUUUUAUUUAAUAACUCAACAUCAUCUGAAACACGAAUGACUUGUUUAAAGUGACCUUUAAAGCCUCGAGAAUAAUAACAAGUUCCGAACAAUAACGAAGUAAUACGGGUUGCGUUUCUAAAUGUAUAUGGACGGCAUUCAAUAAAUACAAUGUGGAUUUUGUAACAUGCCCUUUCUGAAAGAAGACUAUAAUUGAAAAUCGUAAGUCAAUUUUAUUCGUGUAGUUGACAAAAGUAGUUGCAAUAAAUUUUUAUAUCCGAAGACAUUAUGGCCGCUAAUGAAUAAUAUUAUAUUCCAUGUUUUAACGUUGCAUCUUAAAAUAUUUUCUAUUUGAAUACUAUAUAAUCUAGGAUUUGACAUUUAAGGAAGCACCUAAGAAAGAACAUUGGUUAAUUAUUUUCAAAACAAAAUUAUCAGAUUCCUUUCAUAUAACGCCCUGUUCAGAAAACCAAUGUUCAUAAAAAACUAUUUGAUCGAAAAGCUUCCGAAUAAAAUUUAUUGAACACAGCUCAUUAUAAUAUAUUAUUCAGAUGUAAUCGAAUGUAUGUUCACAUUUUAGCCUAAGUAAAGACAUUGUAUAUUUUCAUUGGAUUUGAUAUUGUUUUCCGUUUGUAUUAAGUAACACGUUAUAUACCUAUAACAACUUUUUGAAAAAAACGUGACGUUCUUUUUGCAAUUUAUAACUAUUUGCUUCAAAGACAACGGUUUAUGUGUAGAUCAAAUGUUUAUCAAUCGUAAAGACGGUAGUUUACAUAUUGCAAGAAAUCAUUAACUAAAUUAGUUUUUCCAAUAAUAUACUUUCCUUCUUAUGCAUAACAUAUUUGCCAGUAUUAUGCGCACAUCAUCGUGCUUCAAUAAUGACACAGUUUUUUUUUACAAGGAGAUUUGUGUUUUGUCAGCUGAUUAAUAGCUCAGUCUCAUCUAUAUUGGAAUCAGGAAAAUCAGAAAUUCACCUAAUUGGCGGCUUAUUUGAAAAGCCUACUUAACAUGUUGUCGUGUGUAUAAAUUUACAUGCAGUAUGAAGAAGAAUAACGUUUGUGUUACAUUUGGCAGUGAUAGGAAUGAUCACUAUAUUUAUUACAAAUAGU